AUUGUCAAUGAAGAAAGGCAGACUUUUUCAAAAGGACUCUAAACUGUCAUGGUAUCAGAGAUAUAGCUCUAAAUUUCCAUUUGUCUCGUGCUCUCAAGUUUCUUAGUCUCGGUUAUUCUUGUUCUAGUUCUGUUGACCUCAUGUCUUCCGAUAAGUCUGAUGUUUCUUUGAUUCGUUUCAAUGGCAAGAACUACUCUGCUUGGGCGUUUCAUUUCAGGAUUUUCGUCAAAGGUAAGGAGCUGUGGGGACAUGUUGAUGGCAGUAACCUAGCUCCUGACAAAGACAAAGACAAAGACCGACACGCCAAGUGGGAAGUCAAGGACGCACAAGUUAUGGCAUGGAUUUUGGGAUCCGUUGAACCCAACAUCAUCUUGAACCUUCGAUCUUCUCAGACUGCAGCUCAGAUGUGGACAUACCUGAAGAAGGUCUACAGUCAACAAAACACUGCUCGUCGUUUCCAGCUUGAACAUGAAUUGGCCACUCUCUAACAGGAUAGUCUUUCUAUCUCUGAUUUUUACUCUAGAUUCACUAAUCUUUGGGCUGAAUACACUGAUAUAGUUUAUGCUGACUUACCAUCCGAAGGUUUUAGUUCUGUUCAGUCUGUCCAUGAAACUACUCAGAGGGAUCAAUUUCUAAUGAAACUAAGGUCUGAAUUUGAAGGCACCAGAUCCAAUCUUAUGAACCGAGAAUCUGUCCCCUCCUUGGAUACAUGCCUAAAUGAUCUUCUUCGCGAGGAACAGCGCCUUCUCACUCAAACCACCAUGGAACAACGACGAUCUACAUCUGUUCCUGUAGCCUAUGCAGCACAAGGCAGGCCACGAAGCAGGGAUAUGAGCACUGUUCAGUGCUUCUGUUGCAAGGGAUUUGGUCAUUAUGCUGCAAACUGUUCCCGAAAAUUCUGCAACUAUUGCAAAAAGGAUGGCCAUAUCAUCAAGGAAUGCCCAACUCGACCCCCUAAGAAAUCGGAGACAGCAUAUACUGUCUCAGUUGGCUCUUCUAGUGCGGGUAGUUUGGUGAAUACAACACAAAGUGCUCCUGCUCCUGCUCCCGUUUCAGUCCAACCCGUGACCCCUGACAUGAUUCAACAAAUGAUCAUUUCUGCAUUUUCAGCUUUAGGACUCUCAGGAUCAACAGUCAGGGCGGAUGAUCGCGAGGGGGCCUAAAGUGGGACGUCUUUUUCCUCUUCAAUUUCCUUUGUCUUCUUUUUCUUUGCCUUUUGUCGCUUGUAAUUCUGCUCAUGUUGAUUACCGAGCGUGGCAUAAACGUCUCGGACAUCCAAACUCUAAUGUACUUCAUGCUUUAUUGAAAUCUGGU
Messenger RNA from Magnolia sinica, 1314 nucleotides. RefSeq lists its product as uncharacterized. Gene Ontology annotation, molecular function: zinc ion binding; nucleic acid binding. The transcript has 2 exons. The record is from RefSeq and is a predicted model, not a curated record. The coding region runs from base 636 to 1163 and encodes 175 amino acids. NCBI's taxonomy places the organism in Eukaryota, Viridiplantae, Streptophyta, Magnoliopsida, Magnoliales, Magnoliaceae.